GCGCGUGUGUGCGUGUAGGUGUGUGUGCGUGCGUCUUUUUUUUUCACCAAAGCGAGCGGCUGAUGGAAGAAAGUCCCGGGCGAACAGAACACCAUGAGUUUCAUUUCAAUGCAGAAUGAAUUUUGAUGUCUGGAUGCGUCUCUCGCUGGAGUUCAGUGAUGAGGCUCCUGUCGUGGAUCCUGUUGGUAAACGGUGGACUUUAUCAGGUCUUAUCCCAAAGUCCCACAGUCAUUCCGGUUGUGAACACAGACCUGGAACUGUUUAACAGGACACAGUACUGUAAGUGGCCCUGUAAAUGUCCUAAGGUGACCCCCGUGUGCCCUCUGGGGAUCAGUCUGCUCACAGACGGCUGUGACUGCUGUAAGGCUUGUGCUAAACAGCUGGGAGAAACCUGCAAUGAGAGAGACACAUGUGACUACCACAGGGGCCUCUACUGUGACUACAGUGCUGACAAGCCUAGGUACGAAAAAGGCGUGUGUGCAUAUCUAGUCGGGACAGGUUGUGAGUAUAAUGGUGUGAUCUAUCGCAAUGGGCAGAGCUUUCAGCCUAGCUGUAAGUACCGCUGCUUGUGUGUAAAUGGGGCAAUCGGGUGUGUACCACUGUGCACCGAGUCCCUGCCACCUAGGGGGUGGUGUCAGUUACCCAAACUGGUGAAGAUUCCAGGCCGUUGCUGUGAGCAGUGGAUCUGUAACGAGCCUCGGAAAACACGCAGGACGAGCCCUAGACAUGCUGUGGAGGUGUCUCUAAACACCAAUGAGAUCUGGCACAACAACUGUAUUACCCAUACUACCCCUUGGAGCCCAUGCUCAAAGACCUGUGGGCGGGGCGUAUCUAUGCGACUCUCCAAUGACAACUCCCAGUGCGUGAUGGAGCAUGAGAGCCGUCUGUGUAACCUCAGGCCCUGCGAUGUGGACAUAACCAAACAUUUUCGGCCAGGGAAGAAAUGCCUGAACAUUUAUCGUGAGCGUGAAUUUCAGAAUUUCACCAUUUCCGGCUGCACCAGUAAAAAGCCCUACUGGCCCAAAUACUGUGGAGUGUGUUCAGAUGAACGCUGCUGCAUCCCUUACAAGUCAAAGACAAUCGAGGUGGAGUUUGAGUGUCCCAAUGGAGCAGUGUUCACCUGGAAGUACAUGUGGAUCAACGCAUGCUUCUGCAAUCUCUCCUGCAGAAACCCCAAUGAUAUUUUUGCUGACCUGGAGCCUUACUAUGAGCACAAUGAGAUCAUGAACUGAGACUGAGAGGAGCGAUGACCACAGGUUUUCCAGUUUAUAUUACAGUGUGCUCCACAAUUCAGUGCUGCCUGACAGAAUCCUUGAUUAUAAGGCAAUUCAACAUGUCAAAGCCAGAAUCUCUCGUGUGUGUUCAGAUAAUGCAUAUGUAGAGUUAAUAUACAUUCUGGGCGGGUAUUACCAUGUCACAGUCAAAUUCUGUGAGUUGGAGAAAAUAGGAAUCUGGUUUGCACAGUAUUUGAUUUUACAUCAGCAAAACCACAUUAUAUAGUGCUAGAAAGUAUUUAAAAUUUCCAAAUGACAUAAACUUUGGGAGGAUUUUUCCUUCUCAUUUGGAAUGUAGUUUGGUUGGAAAGUGAUUCCUUUGGUAUUUUCCAAAGUCUCACAGAGGCACCAGAGGGUUUAUGUAAUGGAAAUGCUGUAUAAAAUGAAUUAGUAUGGGAUUUUUAUAUUCCUUAAAGAAAAAUGUAAUAUUUUGAAACAGUCACAGGUUUUAAGCACACAUUUUUAUAAGGAUAUAGCAGUUUUGUUUUUACAAAAUGUAGAAACUGUCUUCCUAUUUUGUUUCUAUUGAGUGGUACUUUUUAAAAGAUUAUAUAUUCAGCAAGUUAAUCAGACCUGAAAUGUCUUUAAUAUAUAUAUAUAUUUCAGGUAAGGACGAGUAUAUGUUUUUACCACAUAUGUCACAAUUUACUUUAAUUAUACAUGUAAUGCCAGUUAACUUAUUUUCUAUAUACAAUUCAAGAUUUAUGUGAAAAAAAAUAUCUGUUUAAUAUCCACUGAUUAAAGUGGCAGAAAACAUGA
Molecule: messenger RNA, 2033 nt
Organism: Tachysurus fulvidraco (yellow catfish)
Lineage: Eukaryota; Metazoa; Chordata; Actinopteri; Siluriformes; Bagridae
Gene: ccn4b
Product: cellular communication network factor 4b
Exons: 5
Coding region: 126-1232 (368 amino acids)
Biological process (GO): cell adhesion; signal transduction
Cellular component (GO): extracellular matrix; extracellular region
Molecular function (GO): heparin binding; integrin binding
Source: RefSeq, a predicted model, not a curated record